AUGCGCUUUCAGUCAGCCGUUCUGCUGGCUGUUGUCAUCCCCCUCCUCCUUGUCUUGGGCAGUUCCAGCGCAGCCAUCAACUCAAAGCUGGCUCGUCGGGCUACCGAGAGCUACAAAACAGCUAAUAGACUCCUCAGGCCAGGCAAUACCGAUGGUGAAAGCAGAGUAGCUAAUAGGCUUCCUGCUGUUGAAGUAGUGAUCAAGGCUGCAGCACCGAAGCUGACAACUGCAAAUAAACUUCAGCUUCAGUGGUGGUUGAUGCAAAACAAACGCUCAGUCAAGGUUCUCAAGAAGCUUAACCUCGGUGAUAGUGUGGACGAUCUCCUGACCAACCCCAAGCUGAGUAUCUUGCAGCACUACAUCUCCAUGUUCAACCAGAAAAACCCGAAAAAAUCAGUGACGAUGGCCGAGACGCUCGCAAGCAAAUACGGAGAAGUUCAGGUGACAAAAAUGCUCGAGCUGGCAAAGACAUCUUCAACGUCGUCGGAGAGAACGAAAACACUGGCGACGGAGCUGCAGCUGGAGCAGCUCACCGUUUGGCUACACCAGAAAUUACCUCCCGCUCAAGUUUACAAAAACUUACAGCUCGAUGACCCGACAAUUUCGCACCAGUUUUGGAGGUUUGGAUUGGCUAUUUAA
This is a messenger RNA of Phytophthora infestans T30-4, 639 nucleotides long. Its product is annotated as secreted RxLR effector peptide protein, putative. The record is from RefSeq and is a predicted model, not a curated record. The coding region runs from base 1 to 639 and encodes 212 amino acids. The transcript has a single exon. NCBI's taxonomy places the organism in Eukaryota, Oomycota, Peronosporomycetes, Peronosporales, Peronosporaceae.